GCGUUUAUCCGCAGAUCUCACACUACACAUCGCAAUCGACAAGUAGACAUUGACUAGUAACGUAAGGAAAAAUGGCACCUAAAGCGGAAGAAUACAACGAAGACGAGCUGCAGCCGCCACAGUGGUUGGAUAGUGAGUUUAUUGCGAUAGUAUUGCAGAACAGCGAGCGAGACGCGGAUGAUCUGCAGGUGAAAAGCUUCAAAAUCAGUCCCGCCACUGUCAAGGGCGACCACUAUGCCAGCGUAAUGUUUCGAGCAUUUGUGGAGUACCGCAUAGGCGGAGAGGAGAAGAGCAAAUCGAUGAUCAUCAAAACAAUGCCAGAGGUUGAAGGCCACAAAAAAGAUAUGUUGGAGAAAUUUGACAUAUUCGAGAUUGAGAUCGGCAUGUACACUAAAGUACUGCCGCGCUUCGAAAAGCAACUGCGUGAUAUUGGCGAUAACACAACGCUAAGGGCACCGGUACUCUACCAUGCGCUGUCGCCACACAAGCUCAUCGUUUUUGAGGAUAUCGUUCCUCUGGGCUACAAUGUAUUGCGUGGCCGUUUUGCGAAUGAGGAGGAAGUAAAAGCCGCCUACGCCAAACUAGCCAAAUGGCACGCGAUUAGCCACAAAAUAAUAAAGGAGGAGCCACACUAUUUCGAUGAAUACCGCCACAGCUUCUUCUCACAGGAUGGUAUUAAGGAGAAUCCAUUUUUCGCACAAAGCACGAAAAACUUUGUUGAGUUCAUGCGAAGAACACCGGAACUAAAGGAGUAUUUACCGACUUUCGAAAAACUGAACGAAAAGGUUAAUCUUCUCGAUGCGACUACGUCUUCCUAUAGAGAAUAUCGGGAUGCACCGCAAGAUGACGCCUACUAUGUGCUCUGCCAUGGUGAUUACCAUAUCAAAAAUAUGAUGUUCAAGCAUAAUCCAGACACCGGCGCGUUUGAGGACGUUAUGCUCUUGGACUUUCAAUUCUCCCACGUCGGCCCAAUGACGAGUGAUUUGAUAUACUCCAUAUUCAUGCUGUUGGAUGAUAAGCUGCGGCCUCGAAGAGCAGAAUUCUUAUAUCACUACUUUACGAUAUUCAAGGAAACUCUUGAAAAGAUUGGAUACAAUGGUCCCGCACCCAGUUUGAUAAAAUUCCGAGAAAACUUGUUCCGCCACAGAUAUACAGAACUGUUAAUAAUGAUUACCUUCCUUCCAAUGUGGCCUAAAUUCUGUCGAGGAGAGCUUUCACCAGAUUCGCUAAUUACCGACAAGGAAUACGCUCUAAAGAUUUUUGACAAAGAAUACCUCGAUGAGUUGCUGCGCAUUUUGCCGAACUAUUUGCAUUUGGGUUACCUCGAUGUUUAGUGUCAAAUUUGUAUUUACAGUAAGUUUCUAUCAGAUUGCAAAUAUUUUUGUAUUUUCUGUGCUGAUUAGUGAUCUGCCAUUAUGUAUAAAGAAUGUAUAUAUAGUAUGUCGAUUAAAAAAUAAAGUAACAAAAUGCAAAGCCAACACAAAUAAUA
Molecule: messenger RNA, 1489 nt
Organism: Zeugodacus cucurbitae (melon fly)
Lineage: Eukaryota; Metazoa; Arthropoda; Insecta; Diptera; Tephritidae
Exons: 4
Coding region: 72-1334 (420 amino acids)
Source: RefSeq, a predicted model, not a curated record